AUGCGCUUCCUGGGGCUUGAGGUGGAGAGCGAUGUGCUGGCCAGCAGGCCCGGCGCCAACGUCACCCUGACCUGCCCCGGCGGGAAACCGGGAGGCAAUGCCACGGUUCACUGGGUGCUCGGGAACCCGGUGACAGACUCGAGCCACGACAGCUGGGCUGGUUGGGGGAGGAGGCUGCUCCUGAGGUCCGUGCAGCUCAACGACUCCGGGAACUAUUCGUGCUACCGGGAUGGCCUCCCGGCUGGAAGCGUGCGCCUGCUGGUGGAGGGUCCCCCGGAGGAGCCCCAGCUCUCCUGCUUCCGGAAGAGCCCCAUCAGCAACGUCAUCUGUGAGUGGAGCCCUCAGAGCCCGCCCUCCAGGAGCACCAGGGCCAUGUUGUUGGUGAGGAAGUUCCAGCAUGGUCCGCCGGAAGACUCCCAGGAGCCGUGCCAGUAUUCCCCGGAGUCCCAGAAGUUCUCCUGCCAGCUGGCCGUCCCUGAGGGAGACAACUCUUUCUACGUUGUGUCCCUGUGCGUUGCCAACAGUGCUGGCGGCAAGUCCAGCAGACCCUACACAUUUGAGGGUUACGGAAUCUUGCGACCUGACCCACCUGUCAACAUCACGGUCACCGCCGUGGACCGAAACCCCCGCUGGCUCACUGUCACCUGGCGAGACCCGCCCUCCUGGAACUCAUAUUUCUACAGGCUGCAGUUCGAGCUGCGAUACCGGGCGGAACGGUCUAAGACAUUCACCACACUGAUGGUCAAGCAGCUCCAGUAUCGCUGCACCAUCCGUGAUGCCUGGAGUGGCAUGAGGCACGUGGUGCAGCUGCGCGCCCGGGAGGAAUUUGGGCACGGCCUGUGGAGCGAGUGGAGCCAGGAGGUCCUGGGCACCCCCUGGACAGAACCCACGAGUUUUUCAACUGCGACCACGGUGGAGGUGUCUUCCAUGAAGGCACCUACUACCAACGGAGACGAUGACAACACCUCCUCGAACUAUCCUGCCAAUACGACAAGCUUCCCAGUGCAAGAGCCCCCAGUCCCCCUGUACACAUUCCUGGUGGCUGGAGGGAGCCUGGCCUUCGGAACGCUCCUCUGCGUUGGCAUUGUCCUGAGGUUCAGGAAGACGUGGAAGCUGCAGGCCCUGAAAGAAGGCAAGACAAGCAUGCACCCGCCGUAUUCUUUGGGACAGCUGGUCCCCGAGAGGCCGAAGCCCACCCCGGUGCUGGUCCCCCUCAUCUCCCCGCCGGUGUCCCCCAGCAGCCUGGGGUCGGAUAACACCUCGAGGCACAGCCAACCCCAUGCCAGCGGCCCACAGAGCCCGUAUGACAUCAGCAACAGAGACUACUUCUUCCCCCAGUAGCUGGCUGGCUGCCUGGCGCCUGGCGGGCUGGGGUGUCAGACCUGCUGGAAGGUGUGGAUGACAAAGCACAAGCUGCUUCUCACGGUUGUUCAGCUCAUCUCAGGUGUGUGGGCCUCUGGCUGCGCGGUCACCGAGGGGCCUCACAGCAGGUUCUACGCUGGUGAGCACAGGUGUGCCGCCCUGUUCCGAAGGAAGAGGUGGUUGAGUUUUUGAACCCCUCUUCCCCACCGCCCUGCCUGCAGGGGUUCCAAUGAACGCGGGCCCCGUGCAGGGAGCGCUGUCGAGUCCACUGGACACUCGGGUGGGCAGAGCCGGGCGUCCGCAGAGGCCUCGGACCCGGGGCUUCGUGAGGACAAGCUGCCGGCCCCCGGCUCACCUGACCUGGCUCCACACGCCGCACCCUCAGGAGGUGGGCUGGAUUCCAGCCAAAGACACCCCCCCCUGGAGUCGCCUAUCUCCUGGCCCCACGGCACAGUUUCACCUUCUAGCUCAAACUCUUGCAGCCCAAGUGCCUUUGCAAUUCAGUUUCUUCGGUCGCCCAGGCUGGGGGUGCUCCCGACUGCCUUUCCUCUCCUCCCCGCGCUGGAUCCAGCUGAGGGGGCGAGAAGAGCAUCUCAGGACCAGGUGGUGUGAAGUGGAGUUGCAGCGAGCUCCUCGUUAGCAUUCUGCUCAGUGUGAAUGUUAACCCUCC
Molecule: messenger RNA, 2032 nt
Organism: Myotis davidii
Lineage: Eukaryota; Metazoa; Chordata; Mammalia; Chiroptera; Vespertilionidae
Gene: IL6R
Product: interleukin 6 receptor
Exons: 10
Coding region: 1-1341 (446 amino acids)
Biological process (GO): interleukin-6-mediated signaling pathway; positive regulation of cell population proliferation; positive regulation of tyrosine phosphorylation of STAT protein
Cellular component (GO): signaling receptor complex; membrane; external side of plasma membrane
Molecular function (GO): interleukin-11 binding; interleukin-6 binding; interleukin-11 receptor activity
Source: RefSeq, a predicted model, not a curated record